Molecule: messenger RNA, 3117 nt
Organism: Psammomys obesus (fat sand rat)
Lineage: Eukaryota; Metazoa; Chordata; Mammalia; Rodentia; Muridae
Gene: Gpat3
Product: glycerol-3-phosphate acyltransferase 3
Exons: 11
Coding region: 837-1919 (360 amino acids)
Biological process (GO): triglyceride biosynthetic process
Cellular component (GO): endoplasmic reticulum
Molecular function (GO): glycerol-3-phosphate O-acyltransferase activity
Source: RefSeq, a predicted model, not a curated record
UGCAGCCAGUGUUCCUAACCACUGAGCCAUCUCUCCACCAACUCCUGGUUUUCUGAAUGACAAUGUAAGAAUUAUUUUGAGUGUGUGUGUGUGUGUGUGUUAAAUUUUGCUUUCCUUCUUGACACCCUUUUUAGUGUCUAAAGAAAUAUUCUAUUUUUCUAGCCUCUAAUUUGAUGCCUGGCACAGUUUGCACUGUGCAGUGAUUACAUUAGUUAUUUUUUUUUUCUGUCAGAAGUUUAUAAUUUGGCAAACUGGAUGUAUAAGUUUGACCUGCUGUAGUUACUGUCCCUGAGGAAGGAAGCGGCCUGUGUUGAGUAGCAACUCCUUUUAGCACCUACUUAGUAGAAUUUAUCUUCAGAUAUUGUGUGCUUAUUGAUAUUAGACCUAUAGGCUGUAGCUGCUCUCUCAUACUACAGAAAUAUAUGUUUUUCUGUUAUGGGUUUUGCCAUGUAUGUGCUCAGAACUCUGCUUGACAAAUAAAAUAAUAUCUUGAGAGAUUAAGCUUGCUUAGUGGUUUUAAAGUUGCUAAGAGAUUUGACAGGUUAAUGUGAUGUAAGAGCUUGGGUUGAAUCUUGGGUCAGGAAAAAAUUGCUUUGAACGAUAUUAUUGGGACAGCUGUGAAAACUUGAAUAAGGAAAAUUAGACGCCAGCAUCAUAUUAGUGCCAAUUUGGUUCUGAUACUUUUGUUCUGCUUAAAUUUCCUGAGGAAAUGUCUGCUGGGAGAUGAAGAACAUGGUGGGCCAGAAAAGAAUAAGCUUUAUACAUAGAGAUAGAACAACAAAGCAAACAGUGGCGGAACGAACGUAGCUUGUAUUAUCCAAAGAGAUGAGUCACCCAUGGAAAAAGGGCUCUCUGGUCUUCGAGGAAGGGACUUCGAGCUCUCUGACGUGUUUUAUUUCUCCAAGAAGGGAUUGGAAGCCAUUGUGGAAGAUGAGGUGACCCAGAGGUUCUCUUCCGAGGAGCUCGUGUCAUGGAACCUCCUCACGAGAACCAAUGUCAACUUUCAGUACAUCAGUCCGAAGCUCACUGUGGUGUGGGUACUGGGUGUCCUAACACGCUAUUGCCUCCUGCUACCCCUGAGGGUUACCCUGGCUUUCAUUGGGAUCAGUUUGCUGAUUAUAGGAACUACACUGGUUGGGCAGCUUCCAGACAGCAGCCUCAAAAACUGGCUGAGUGAACUGGUGCAUCUCACCUGCUGCAGGAUCUGUGUUCGCUCCCUGUCUGGUACUAUUCACUACCACAACAAGCAGUACAGACCCCAGAAGGGAGGCAUCUGUGUCGCCAAUCAUACCUCUCCCAUCGAUGUGUUAAUCUUGGCAACGGAUGGAUGUUAUGCCAUGGUUGGACAGGUGCAUGGUGGCUUGAUGGGGCUCCUCCAGAGAGCUAUGGUCAAGGCUUGUCCACACGUCUGGUUUGAGCGCUCAGAAAUAAAGGACCGACAUCUGGUGACUAAGAGACUAAAAGAACACAUCGCAGAUAAGAAAAAGUUACCCAUUCUCAUCUUCCCUGAAGGUACCUGCAUCAACAAUACUUCAGUGAUGAUGUUUAAAAAGGGAAGCUUUGAAAUCGGAGGAACCAUAUAUCCGGUGGCAAUAAAGUAUAACCCUCAGUUUGGAGAUGCAUUCUGGAACAGUAGCAAAUACAACUUGGUGAGCUACUUGCUUCGAAUAAUGACCAGCUGGGCCAUCGUCUGUGAUGUGUGGUACAUGCCUCCAAUGACCAGAGAGGAAGGAGAAGACGCGGUUCAGUUUGCCAACAGGGUUAAAUCCGCCAUCGCUGUCCAAGGAGGGUUGACUGAACUUCCCUGGGAUGGCGGUCUGAAGAGAGCAAAGGUGAAGGACACCUUCAAGGAAGAACAGCAGAAGAAUUACAGCAAAAUGAUCGUGGGCAGUGGCUCUCCCAGCCUGGACCGGAACUGAAGUACUGUGGACGGGCCUGGCUUCCGAGAACUGGCCUUUAGAAAUGAACUUUUAUACUAUCGUUUCAUUGUGUUGUUUUUUUCCCCCUGUUUGUUUAUUGUUAAUCUUUUCUACUGGAUGAUUGUCUCUACCUCUUCGUGCCAGAGGCAGAAGCUACAGGUGCCCUUUUGGACAUUUUUGUUGUGUAUUGGCUCAAUGAAUUGUAAGCCCGAUUCUUGAGUGGAGACAGACUGCCUUUUGCAAAAUGACAGUGUCAUUGAUGAUCGAAUGAAAUCUUUGUAUGCAAAAACGUGCUUCCAGAGUAGGUUUGGAACUUGUUAAUAAGAGAACUCUCAAAAAUGACUCCUAACUCUGUAAAUUGAUUGUCUCCUCUUUAAUCUCUUUUAUUUUAUUAUUAUUAUUAUUAUUGAGACAGGAUCUUAUUUAUGUAGCCCAGGCUUGCCUCAAACUCACUGUGUAGCCAAGACUGGCCAGGAACUCUUGAUUAUCCUGGGUCCAUUAGUGCUAGGACUACAGGCCUAUGCCCCACACCUCGCUGCUGAUUUCACUGUUGUAGCAAGGGUUCACACCACAGUGCAUUUCCCAUAUGGCCACCGUUACGGGAACGUUCUGCUGUGAGGUUGAAAGAAAAACGGAGGAUUCCUUUUAGGGGAAAGGACAAAUUUGUGGUCACCUGAUCUGAAAGGAAUGGAAUGGAGAUUAUAUUUCCUCAUGUGUUGGGAGAACGGUGCUGAUUGGUCAGAUUCACCCAGGAACCUCGUAGGAUCGGUGUUUGUUCCCACAACGCAUGUCAUCCAGCCACAGUGGGACCAGCUCCGGAAGAUCUCCUUUGUGUUACGACUGUCAUUAUUUUAGUUUUCCGAAGGGAAGGGGCCUUUGAAGAUAAUAAUAAUAAUCUCACUAUCUGCAGCAUGCAGGGGUGAGCUGUGUGGUUCUUGCCUCCUUCUGCCCUACCCUCAACCUCACUGUAGUGGUGUAGUCCCAGACUCUCCAGCCUGUUAAACAGGAAACGAAGUGGCAUAACUACCUUUUGGAAACUGAGCCUUGAGAUUUUUUUUUUUUUUAAGGGGAAACAAGCAUUCUCCGAGUCCGAUAACAUGAGCGAUAUUUGAUACAACGUAUUUCUGUUGUGAGAAUGUAACCAUGUACAGAAAGGGAACUGUCUUAUUGACAGAGAAUAAAUUUUAUAUUUUUUAAA